AUGGCCGGGAUGUGGUCGAAUCGCGGAUUCAAAUCUUCACUAAUCGUAUUCUCAGUCCUCCUUUCCGCUUAUUUAUGUGUAAUCUGUACUGCGAAAGAGGAAGCAACAGCAUCAAAAUUAGGAACAGUAAUUGGUAUCGAUCUUGGUACAACUUAUUCCUGUGUUGGUGUUUACAAAAACGGACAUGUUGAAAUCAUAGCUAAUGACCAAGGUAACCGUAUUACUCCUUCAUGGGUUGCGUUUACUCCUGGUGAACGUUUGUUGGGUGAGGCUGCAAAGAAUCAACACGCAGCUAAUCCCAUGGGAACUGUCUUUGAUAUCAAAAGACUUAUCGGAAGAAAGUUUGAUGAUAAAGAGGUACAGAGAGAUAUGAAACUCUUACCUUACAAGAUUGUCAACAAGGAAGGAAAGCCUUAUGUGGAGGUUAAACUAAAGGAUACUGAGACUAAGGUUUUCAGCCCUGAGGAAAUUAGUGCUAUGAUUCUUACCAAGAUGAAGGAAACAGCUGAAGCAUUCUUAGGAAAGAAGGUUAAGGAUGCCGUCAUUACUGUUCCUGCAUACUUCAAUGAUGCUCAGAGACAGGCUACCAAGGAUGCUGGUGUGAUUGCUGGAUUAAAUGUAGCAAGAAUCAUCAACGAGCCUACCGCAGCAGCUAUCGCUUAUGGUUUGGACAAAAAGACUGGAGAGAAGAACAUCCUU
Papaver somniferum (opium poppy) is the source of this 699-nucleotide messenger RNA. Its product is annotated as luminal-binding protein 5-like. Gene Ontology annotation, molecular function: misfolded protein binding; heat shock protein binding; ATP binding. The annotation marks the transcript as partial. Gene Ontology annotation, biological process: cellular response to unfolded protein; endoplasmic reticulum unfolded protein response; protein refolding. NCBI's taxonomy places the organism in Eukaryota, Viridiplantae, Streptophyta, Magnoliopsida, Ranunculales, Papaveraceae. Gene Ontology annotation, cellular component: nucleus; endoplasmic reticulum chaperone complex; endoplasmic reticulum lumen. The record is from RefSeq and is a predicted model, not a curated record. The transcript has 4 exons.